This is a messenger RNA of Saccostrea cuccullata (small rock oyster), 1041 nucleotides long. RefSeq lists its product as uncharacterized. The record is from RefSeq and is a predicted model, not a curated record. Bases 1 to 1041 code for a protein of 346 amino acids. NCBI's taxonomy places the organism in Eukaryota, Metazoa, Mollusca, Bivalvia, Ostreida, Ostreidae. The transcript has 3 exons.
AUGUCACUCUGUCUUUCUUGGGAUAUCCACGAGUCAGGACAAUCUGAGAGUGAGAUCACGUCCUUAGAAUCAUCCCUCAAUGAUUUCAUGUCCCAGACCGAUAUUGAUGAAGCCCAUAAGAUUAUUGAAACCUAUAAUAUGUCCCUAAGAAAUAAACUUGACAAGACUCAAUUAGAAAGAAAUUUCUCUGAGACAGUGUUCCACAUAAUAGGAACAACCGGUCAGAGAAAAGACUCCGAAGUUGAUUCAUAUGACUCUUCACAACCAGAUUUACACGAUCUAGAGGAACACAAACUCAAUAGGCCCAAAAAUGACUGGGAACCUGCACCGAACAAAUGCAGCGCCCUUGAGUCUUAUAUUGAAGCCGUUGAGUCAGACAUAGAGAAGUUCCUUUCAAUGCCAGACAAAGCUCCCGACAAUAAGAAACUGGAUAAAGAGACAUACACGGCGGAGGCCCAUAGACGACUCUCGGACGAACGUUUCUAUAAGAAACAGGACUCUGACCCUACUAAAGAAUUCUCCACCGCUAUCAUAAAAACUCAUGAUAAAAUGUUUGAGAAAAACAAGAUUAGCAUCAACGUCUAUGAGACACUAACUCCCACUGACUGUAGACCAGGACAAUUUUAUCUGCUUCCUAAGAUACACAAAGAAAGCUUGCCAGGUCGGUCUAUAGUAAGUGCAAUUGGACACCUCACGGAUUGGAGAAAAUUUCUGAAUACACUGAUUUACAUCUCCGUCCACAGGUGGAGAAAUUGCCAUAUGCAUCCUAUCUCAAGAACACCCACGGACUACAUUAGAAAGACGCCCUCUACUGGCCUUCCAGAUCAUGCCCUUCUCGUGACUAUGGACGUCACAUAUUUGUACACCAAUAUUCCGCACGAUGAGAGUAUCAAAGACUGUAGAGAAAUCUGGGCUAGUAGAUCAAUACAUAUUCCUUCUACAGAGUCCCUUGCCAAGCUCCUUGAACAUGUUCUCAGGUGCUCAAGUGUAAUGGAGAACAUUACCUGCAGGUUGAUGGCACUGUUAUGGGUACGAAAAUGA